CGCGGCAUGGCCUCGGCGGUGUUUGAGGGCACGUCGCUCGUGAACAUGUUCGUGCGCGGCUGCUGGGUGAACGGCAUCCGCCGGCUCAUCGUGAGCCGGCGCGGCGACGAGGAGGAGUUCUUCGAGAUCCGCACCGAGUGGUCGGACCGCAGCGUGCUCUACCUGCACCGCAGCCUGGCCGACCUGGGCCGCCUGUGGCAGCGCCUCCGCGACGCCUUCCCCGAGGACCGGCCCGAGCUGGCGCGCGCGCCGCUGCGCCAAGGACUGCUCGCCAUAAAGGACGCCCAGGACAUCGAGACCAGGCUCAACGAGGUGGAGAAGCUGCUCAAGGCCGUCAUCAGCAUGCCGCGCAAGUAUUCCAGGUCAGAAGUGGUGCUCACCUUCUUCGAGAGAUCUCCCCUGGAUCAGGUCUUAAAAAAUGACAACGUCCAUAAAAUUCAGCCCAGCUUUCAAAGUCCGGUGAAAAUAUCAGAAAUCAUGAGGUCCAAUGGAUUUUGUUUAGCAAAUACGGAAACAAUUGUUAUUGACCACAGUUUACCUAACGGGAAAGACCAGCACGCAGCCGUGGACCCCUCAGACCACCUGUUUGAGAACGGUAGUGAGUUUGCCUCUGAGCUGGAGGACGGGGAUGACCCCGCAGCUUAUGUCACCAACCUGUCCUAUUACCACCUCGUGCCCUUCGAGACAGACAUUCUGGACUGAGUCUCCGCUGGGCCUCUCCUUCCCCAGCCGGUGACUGCAGCUCUGAUGCCAUCCACCAUGCUGGGGACGUCACCCAGCCACCCGCACCAGUGGAGACCCUAAGUCCCCGACAACCAGGAGUCAGAGCAUGGGGGUCCUGUGCCCCUGCUGCUUCCAGGGGUCUUCCCGGCCUGUGUCUGCAUCCCCGGGACAUGCCCCCUCUGCGCUUGGAGGGGCCACAAGUGCCUGCAGGAUGUCCCGGGCCAGGGCUGGACACCUGCUCCGCCUGCCACGCUCCUUCCCUCGACAAGCACACAGAACAUUUCCCGUGACAUCUUGGUGAGUCGCCGAGUUCUGGACGACACAGGAGGUUGUGUUCUGUCACCCAGGAUUUCCCUGAACACCAGAACGUGCAGCUUCCAUUCCUGUUUUUUACCUUCUAUCCGGAAACGAUGGGCUUCGUGUCAGCCAAGGGGGUGUUUGCGGAAGGCGGGUCGUGAAUAGGGGUGUUGGCUGCAGGCACAGGGGAACCACUGCCCAGGUGCCUGUGUGACGGACACUGAGAGGUGACAAUUCUCCCGAAAGGAGGGAGCACCCUCCCCCGGCCUCCUGCAAGGGGUGACAGCAUGGUGGCCCCCGGCAGCUGAGGGUCCCCCUUCCUGUGGUCACCAAGCUCUCGAUGGUGUAAUCGCCACAUCAACCUGAGAGGACGGGAGUCAGGAGGCCACGGAGCGUCCCCAGCGAGUCCCCCUCUGCCCUCAAGGAGGGUCCUGCGCCUUCAUCUCCUCACAGAGUCUACUAACGACCAGAAUUUGCUCAUGUAAAUAAUAGUAAAUUAUUGAGAAUCCUAAUUCUUUUACACAGUCUGUUUUUUAAUCUAUUUUAAUUAAAUAAAACACAUUA
Hippopotamus amphibius kiboko is the source of this 1584-nucleotide messenger RNA. RefSeq names its product PX domain containing 1 (gene PXDC1). The transcript is spliced from 5 exons. The record is from RefSeq and is a predicted model, not a curated record. Lineage: Eukaryota; Metazoa; Chordata; Mammalia; Artiodactyla; Hippopotamidae. Bases 7 to 702 code for a protein of 231 amino acids. Gene Ontology annotation, molecular function: phosphatidylinositol binding.